Branchiostoma belcheri (Belcher's lancelet) is the source of this 1833-nucleotide messenger RNA. RefSeq names its product solute carrier family 15 member 4-like. Lineage: Eukaryota; Metazoa; Chordata; Leptocardii; Amphioxiformes; Branchiostomatidae. The record is from RefSeq and is a predicted model, not a curated record. Gene Ontology annotation, molecular function: transmembrane transporter activity. The coding region runs from base 90 to 1685 and encodes 531 amino acids. The transcript is spliced from 11 exons. Gene Ontology annotation, biological process: transmembrane transport. Gene Ontology annotation, cellular component: membrane.
GUACAGUUUCGCCGGCAGCCAGUCACUUUCACAAUCGUGCAGUUUCGCAUUCUGGGAAGGAUUAUUAUAGCGCCCGAUCAAACAACAACAUGGCGACGGUACAACAAGAUGAUCAGCAAAAUGUCGGGCGGUUUCCCCGCUUCUACAAGACGAGUCUAAUCAUCGGCCUGAGCGAACUGUGCGAAAGGGUGGCGUACUACGGGAUAGUGUCCAACAUGGCACUGUUUACCACCUCACUAUGCUUCCCCCGGCUGUACCACGAGCCCACAACAUUCACCUACAUCUUUACGGGUUUCGCCUACGUGCUGACUAUUGUCGGAGGCUGGCUGGCGGACGCCGUACUCAGUCGCUUCUGGACCAUUCUAGGCAGCCUGGGGGUGUACUUUGUGGGAACAGUGUUCUUGAUUUUAUCGUCGUACUUCUGUGGACACGACCAGCCGCCGGCUGUACCUGUGUCGCUGUACGUGACGGGUCUGUGUCUAGUGGCCGUGGGGACCGGAGGAAGCAAGUCCAACCUGGGUCUGUACGGUGCCGGACAGUUGGGGGACUUCAGCGAGAACCUGAACCGACGACUCAAGGCGUACUUUCACUGGUACUAUUGGUGCAUCAAUGUGGGAGCUGCCAUCGCUGAUUUAGGGGUGGCCUACCUACAAGAAAUCAAUUCCCUCCACGGCUAUGUGGUCAUCUGCCUGGCAGUAUUCCUAGCCGGAGUCGUGUUUGUGAUCGGGAAGCGAUGGUACGCACCGGACGAAGAGAAAGAGGAGGUACUGAGUAUUGUAGGGGGGAUCCUCCGCGCCUCCCGGCAUGCACAGCGGCCCCGGCAGCGUGCUUCCGGUGGAUGGAUGGAGCGCUGGCUCGACAGGGCAAACGAAAGUCGCGCAGUAGAGGAAGUGGAUGACGUAAAACAACUCUUCAGUCUGCUGUGGAUUUUUCUGUGCCUCAUCUUGUACUUUACACUGUAUUCCCAGAUGCGCACCACCUUCCUGUUCCAAAGCCAGCGGCUCCGCCUACCGAAGUUCGGCGGUACUGAAGGGAUGGACGGCGUCUUCCUGAAUGUUUUCAACGCCGCGACCAUUCUGCUGAUGAUUCCCGUCAUGCACUGGCUGGUGUACCCCUGGAUGGCACGGAUGGGUCGCGAACUCACGUCUUUGGAGCGCAUGGGGAUCGGGAUGCUCCUGUCUGUAGGCUCUAUCGUGGCGGCCGCUCUGGUGGAAGUCUACCGCCGUCAGCAGGUGCAGGAAGGGAACUGCGUGACCCAGCACAUCAGCAGACACACCAUACAGGCUGCAGACAUGACUGUGUUCGUACAGAUCCCGCAGUUUUUACUCAGCGGCAUGAGCGAAGUCAUGACUAUGGUUACAGGGUACUACUUCGCCUAUACCCAGGCUCCUUUGCGGGCCAGAGGUACUGUGAUGGGACUACUGCUACUUAUGUGGGGACUGGGAAGUUACGUCAGCCUGGGACUGUCCUCUCUCUUCAACGCCAUCAGUUACAGGAUGACCGGAAAGCGGUGGUUCCCGGUGGAACUGAAUGACGGCCGUGCGGAAUGGUUCUUCCUCUUCCUGGCCGUGUUCAUGCUCCUCAACACCCUGUUCUUCGUCUUCCUCGCACAGCGGUACAAGUACAAGACGUACAAAAGGCGCCGCCUACUGUCCGACAUCGGAACUGCAGCUGAGCAGACCUGAAACAACACUGCUGACCUCUAACCUCCUGACCUUGGCCUGGCUUAACGACACUGAUUUACGGUUAAUGAUUUUGUUUUGACGCUUGGUUGUUUUGUAACGGUAUGUAUUGUUUAAUGUGUUGGUUUCAUUGUUUUCGUAACUUGUUGUC